AUGGGACAUGAGGAGCAUGGAGGGACUUGGCAUGGACGCAGCUCAACUGGAUACGCAAAGGAAGAAGGAGAAGCCAUCUUGAAGACCAGCUCGACCACCUACUCGACCAACCGGUCGAGUUCCUCAACUCGACCGGCCAAGCUUCAACUCGAUCGAGCUGAGAAGUCAACAGUGUAUGCGAACUCGAUCGAGUCGGUCUACAGAGACUUGGUCGAGCUAGACUUUACAACGGGUAGAAAGAGGGUUCAGAGGUCACAGAGGGUACAAGAGGAACCUGAGGUGCUUGUUGCUGAUACAAUGGAUGUACCAGAGGGGAAUGGAAACCCUUUGGGCAAUGGACUCGGUCGAGCUAGGCAAACUCGACCGAUUGGUCUAGGAGAUGCUCCAAACCGCCACCAACAGAGACAAGGGAUUGUUCCACCACCAGUGCAGAACCACAACUUUGAGAUCAAGCUGGGAAUGAUCAACCUUGUUCAGAACAAGAUGUUCCAUGGAUUGCCAAGUGAAGACCCCAUUGACCACCUUGAUGAGUUUGAUAGGCUUUGUGAUUUGACAAAGAUCAAUGGUGUCUCUGAAGAUGCCAUCAAGCUGAGACUCUUUCCUAUGUCUCUAGCUGACAAAGCUCACCAAUGGGAGAAGAGCUUGCCCCAUGGCACAAUCACCACUUGGGAUGAAUGCAAGAAGGCCUUUCUUGCUAAGUUUUUCUCCACCGGUCGCACAGCCAAGCUUAGAGGAGAGAUAUCCAGCUUCAUCCAGCGAAACAAUGAGACAUUCGCUGAGGCUUGGGAGAGGUUCAAAGGCUACACAAGUCAGUGCCCACACCAUGGAUUCAACAAUGAAUCACUACUCUCUACUCUUUAUAGAGGAUGCUUGCCUAGGUAUAGGGAGAUGCUAGACACAGCUAGCAAUGGGAACUUCCUCAACCAGGAUGUAGAUGAUGGCUGGCAGCUUGUGGAGAACAUGCCAUAUCAAUGGAAGCUAUGGAGAAGAUUGGACAAACUGAUCCUAGCCCAAUUCCCUGCCAAGCAUGUCAACUAUGUCUCUGGAAAAGCUCAGUUAAAGACCAGGAAGGGGAGGAGAACCAACAUGAGGUUUGCUAUAUUCAAAAUAGACAAGGAGGUUUUAGGAAUCUUCAGCAAGGAUAUAACAUUGCCUAUGGACAACAAGGGACAUACUCCACCUAUCCAAACACCUUGCCGCAACAACACCCCAGUGUACUGA
Microthlaspi erraticum is the source of this 1221-nucleotide messenger RNA. Lineage: Eukaryota; Viridiplantae; Streptophyta; Magnoliopsida; Brassicales; Brassicaceae. The record is from the annotation of a GenBank genome assembly.